Lactuca virosa is the source of this 315-nucleotide messenger RNA. Lineage: Eukaryota; Viridiplantae; Streptophyta; Magnoliopsida; Asterales; Asteraceae. The record is from the annotation of a GenBank genome assembly.
AUGGAGGGAGCCAUCUCUCUAUGCCAAUUCCAUGAUAACAAAGAGAACAUCCCUCCAUUUUUAUCCAUUUCCAAAACCACCGAUAAUAAGCUCAGUGCGAGGAUGACAUUGAAGAAGAAGAAGAGGAAGAGCAACCACAGAGUACCUCUAAAAGAUAUUACUAAUCUCAUCGUCGAUUCUCUGAUCCAAUUGCCGGCGGCGACUUCACCUAUGUUUCCUUGUUUACAGUCGCGUUCAAUUUGUAAGGCGACAGCUGGUAAUCGCAAUUUGAUGGAGGAAGCUCGUUGCAGGUCGUUGAGGUUUGGUUUUAGAUGA